CAUACUAGUAUAUCACAAUUCACUCUCUCCCAUUUCUCUCUCAAAUUCAGAACCACCACCACAAUGGAUUUCCUCACAACUUCUCCUUCUCUCUCACGACGCAUUCCCACCCUUUUUUCAAAACCAACCAUUUCUUCUUUCAACUCGAAACCCCAUUUCCCUUUACAAUUUUCCCAAUUUCGCACAACUCCAAUCAACUGCGUUCUCACAACCCCAUCUCCUUCCAAAAAUCCAAACUUUAACCCCCAACUUCAAAAACCCAGUAUCACUUUUCAACUGUCUUCGCCGCAGACGCCGGAACGGGCUAUCAGAGGUGCUGAAUCUGAUACUAUGGGGUUGUUGUUGAGGGAGAGGAUUGUGUUUUUGGGUAGUGAAAUUGAUGAUUUUGUUGCUGAUGCUAUUAUGAGUCAGUUGUUGCUUUUGGAUGCUCAAGAUCCUACUAAAGAUAUCAAACUUUUUAUUAAUUCUCCUGGUGGUUCCCUCAGUGCUACAAUGGCUAUCUACGAUGCAGUGCAGCUUGUUAGGGCGGAUGUAUCUACAAUUGCAAUGGGCAUUUCAGCAUCAACAGCCUCAAUUAUCCUAGGUGGUGGCACCAAAGGUAAGCGGCUAGCUAUGCCCAAUACGCGAAUCAUGAUAGCUCAACCACCUGGAGGUGCUAGUGGACAAGCUAUAGAUGUAGAAAUUCAAGCUAAAGAAAUCAUGCACAACAAGAAUAAUGUGUCCAGAAUUAUAUCUUCCUUCACCGGCCGCUCACUUGAACAAGUUCUGAAAGAUAUCGAUAGGGAUAGAUAUCUGUCUCCAAUUGAAGCCGUGGAAUAUGGAAUUAUUGACGGGGUAAUCGAUAGAGAAAUGAUUAUUCCUCUCCUGCCAGUGCCAGAAAAGGUGGAAGAAGCAACACUAAAGAUCGAUGAUGCGGAUUUCCUAAACCCACAUAUCCCAGAUGAUGAGAUAUACUAGCCUUUAAUGACGGAUAGUGGUACGGUAUAUCAUUGAAUACUUAAGAUUCAUCCCCUUGCGGGGCUUGCAGUAUACUGCAUUUUAGGCAAAAAAAAAAUGAUGUUGUAACAAACUCUGAAAAUUUCAGGCUUAUUGUGUGUAGGAUGCCGCGGCAUUUUUAUUUGUCUUUCAACUGUGAUCCAGUAACGGAGAAAUUUGUUGAUUAUUGUUAUAUUGAUUGUUCCUUUCUUA
Medicago truncatula (barrel medic) is the source of this 1188-nucleotide messenger RNA. RefSeq names its product ATP-dependent Clp protease proteolytic subunit 4, chloroplastic. Gene Ontology annotation, molecular function: ATPase binding; serine-type endopeptidase activity; ATP-dependent peptidase activity. Lineage: Eukaryota; Viridiplantae; Streptophyta; Magnoliopsida; Fabales; Fabaceae. The transcript is spliced from 2 exons. Gene Ontology annotation, cellular component: endopeptidase Clp complex. Gene Ontology annotation, biological process: protein quality control for misfolded or incompletely synthesized proteins. The coding region runs from base 64 to 957 and encodes 297 amino acids. The record is from RefSeq and is a predicted model, not a curated record.